Messenger RNA from Antechinus flavipes (yellow-footed antechinus), 1476 nucleotides. RefSeq names its product nicotinamide phosphoribosyltransferase-like. Gene Ontology annotation, biological process: NAD+ biosynthetic process. Gene Ontology annotation, molecular function: nicotinamide phosphoribosyltransferase activity. The record is from RefSeq and is a predicted model, not a curated record. Bases 1 to 1476 code for a protein of 491 amino acids. The transcript has a single exon. NCBI's taxonomy places the organism in Eukaryota, Metazoa, Chordata, Mammalia, Dasyuromorphia, Dasyuridae.
AUGGAUUCUGAAGUCGGAACCGAGUUCAACAUCCUUCUCGCCACCGAUUCCUACAAGGCAACUCACUACAAGCAAUAUCCACCAAACACAAGCAAAGUUUAUUCGUACUUUGAAUGCCGCGGGACACAACCUGAAAACUCCACCUUGAGGAAGGUGGGAAAUGAGGAAACUGUGUUUUACGGAUUGCAGUACAUUCUCUGUAAGUAUUUAAAAGGUAAAGUAGUGACCAAAGAAAAAAUCCAGGAAGCCGAAGAGGUCUACAGAGAGCAUUUUCAGGAUGAUGUCUUUAAUAAAAAGGGAUGGAAUUAUAUCCUUGAAAAAUAUGAUGGCCAUCUACCCGUGGAAAUAAAAGCUGUUCCUGAGGGUUCCAUCAUUCCUAGAGGAAAUGUUCUCUUCACUGUGGAAAACACAGAUCCAGAAUGCUACUGGCUAACAAAUUGGAUCGAGACCAUCCUUGUUCAGACUUGGUAUCCAAUCACAGUAGCUACAUACUCCAGGGAACAGAAAAAAAUUUUGGCAAAGGCUUUGAUGGAAACAUCCGGGAACCUAGAUGGCCUGGAGUAUAAAUUACAUGAUUUUGGCUACAGAGGAGUCUCUUCACAAGAAACGGCCGCUAUAGGAGCAUCGGCUCAUUUGGUCAACUUCAAGGGAACUGAUACGAUAACAGGACUUACUUUGAUUAAAAAGUAUUACGGAACCAAAGAUCCGGUAGCUGGAUAUUCUGUUCCAGCUGCAGAACAUAGCACCAUCACAGCGUGGGGCAAAAACGAGGAAAAGGAGGCAUUUAAACAUGCAAUAACACAGUUUUCAUCAGUUCCUGUGUCUGUGGUCAGCGACAGUUAUGACAUUUAUAAUGCAUGUGAGAAAAUCUGGGGUGAAAAUCUAAGACAUUUAAUUGUAUCAAGGAGUAGAGAAGCACCUCUCAUCAUCAGACCCGAUUCUGGAAAUCCUGUUGAGACUGUCUUAAAGGUCUUGGACAUUCUAGGUAAGAAGUUUCCGGUUACUAAAAACUCAAGAGGGUAUAAAUUGUUGCCACCUUAUCUCAGAGUUAUUCAGGGAGAUGGAAUUGAUAUCAACAAUUUACAAGAGAUUGUUGAAAGCAUGAAGAAAGAAAAAUGGAGCAUUGAAAAUAUUUCCUUUGGUUCUGGUGGAGCUUUGUUACAGAAGUUAACUAGAGAUCUUUUGAAUUGCUCCUUCAAAUGCAGUUAUGUGAUUACCAAUGGCCUUAGUCUUAACGUCUUUAAGGAUCCAAUUACUGAUCCAAACAAAAGGUCAAAAAAGGGUAGACUCUCUCUACAUAGGACACCUACUGGAAAUUUUCUUACCCUCGAGGAAGGAAAAGGAGCUCUUGAAGAAUAUGGUCAUGAUCUUCUCCAAACUGUUUUUAGGAAUGGAAAGAUGAUAAAAAACUAUUCCUUUGAUGAAAUAAGGAGAAAUGCCCAAUUGAGUAAUGAACUGGAAAACUUGCCUCCUUAA